CCAUGGAGCGAAGGGCAGUGCAGGCUUGGAGAACUCCAAUUCCCGAAAGCCCCGGUGCUGUGUGCGCAGUGAGGGAAAGCACGCCUCUCUACUCGUCACCGUGCUCGUCAAUCAAAGACAAACGACCAGGGGAAACAGGGUCAAAUGACCCAUGCAGGUCGCUUGGUGCUAGGCUGACGAUGUGGAGAUUGGCAACAUGCACGGUCCUGCUCUUCGUGCAGCGUGUGGUGGUUGGGAUGCCCUGGACGCUGGUGGCAGUCACCACCUGCGCGUUUUACCUCGCAUCGGGAGGUCACAAAUUCGUCGAGAUCUUCAUCAAGACCAUCCGCCGGGAUGUACAUGCCGCUGGUGUCCUCCUCAAAGUCAAGCUCAAUGUUAAACGGAACUUGAAAUUGAACAACACAGUCCCAAAGAUCUUCCAUGAAGUUGUGCAGAGGCACCCGGAUAAGACGGCGCUUAUAUUCGAGGCGACGGGUGCCGCUUGGAGUUUCCGGUACCUGGACGAAUACUCGAACAGAGUCGCCAACUUUUUUUAUGAGCAGGGCUACCGCACUGGUGAUGUGGUGGCCGUUUUCAUGGAGAGCAGGAACGAGUACGUGGGACUAUGGUUAGGUUUGGCCAAAGUUGGAGUGGAGGCGGCACUGAUUAACUUCAACUUGCGGAUGGACGCUCUAACUCACUGUAUCACCAUCUCCAAGGCCAAGGCCAUUAUAUUCGGCAGCGAGCUGAACGAUGGUAAGUACAACAUGACUGACUGCAUUAAACAUGCAGAACCAAAGGUGACAACCCUGAAGGAGAUCCAUCAAACCCUGGGGAAAUCCAUGCAGUUGUACUGCUCCGGAGAAUGGACCUUUGGCGAGUUGCCUGCAGGCACUGUGAAUCUCGACCAUUUACUGGCAGCCUCUCCAUCACAUCACCCUCCCCUUCUCCAGAACCGAGGAUUCACAGAUCGACUGUUCUACAUUUAUACUUCAGGAACAACGGGAAUGCCGAAGGCAGCCAUUGUUGUCCAUAGCAGGUACUACCGGAUGGCAGCUUUGGUUUACUAUGGUUACCGGAUGUGCGCCGAUGACAUUGUCUAUGACUGUUUGCCUCUCUAUCACUCUGCAGGGAAUAUUGUGGGGAUAGGUCAAUGCCUUUUACAUGGACUGACUGUUGUAAUCAGGAAAAAAUUCUCUGCCUCUCGCUUUUGGGAUGACUGCAUCAAGUACAGGUGCACGAUUAUCCAGUAUAUUGGGGAGAUUUGCCGCUACCUCCUCAGCCAGCCCCAGCGCAGCGUCGAGAGGGAGCACUGUGUCCGCAUGGCCCUGGGAAACGGCCUGCGCCCAUCCAUCUGGGAGGACUUCACCUCCCGCUUCCAGAUCCCGCAGAUAGCCGAGUUUUACGGGGCCACGGAAUGCAACUGCAGCCUGGGCAACUUCGACAACAAGAUUGGUGCGUGUGGUUUUAAUAGCCGCAUUCUUCCGUUUGUCUACCCGAUUCGAUUGGUUAAGGUGGAUGAGGACACGAUGGAGUUGAUUCGGAAUUCCAAAGGUGUCUGCAUUCCCUGUCAACCAGGGGAGCCGGGGCAGCUGGUGGGGCGUAUUGUCCAAAAUGACCCCCUCCGGAGGUUUGAUGGAUAUGUAAACAAUUCAGCGACAACGCAUAAGAUCGCAAACGAUGUGUUCAAGAAAGGAGACAUGGCCUAUCUUUCAGGCGAUGUCUUGGUGAUGGAUGACUAUGGCUACAUGUAUUUCCGGGACCGUACUGGGGACACUUUCCGUUGGAAAGGUGAGAACGUGUCGACCACAGAGGUUGAGGGAAUUUUAAGUCGCUAUCUCAGCAUGGCUGACGUUGUUGUCUAUGGAGUAGAGGUGCCAGGCGCGGAAGGUAAAGCUGGGAUGGCUGCCAUAUCAGACACCAGUGGUUGGAUAGACUUGGAGAAGUUCUACGUGGACCUUGAGAUGGCUUUGCCACCGUACGCACGGCCUGUGUUCCUGCGGUUGCUGCCGGUAGUGAGCAAGACGGGGACCUUCAAGUUCCAAAAAACAGAGAUGAGAAAGGAAGGAUUUGACCCAAGAUUCAUCAAGGACAGACUUUAUCUCCUGGAUCAACGACAGCAGAAAUAUGUUUCACUGGAGGAAGACCUCUUUAAAAAGAUCCAAUCGGGAAUAAUGAAGCUAUGAUUAAAACUAUAUCUAUAAAUAUACUGUUACCUCAUCGUUACUCUUGUCAGUAGCCACAACAAGCAGAAGGGAUAAUUUGUUCCACUUCAGUUACUUGACCAGACUUGCAUGUACAGGAACUUUACAGAAAUUUUUGUUAUUUUUCUUUAUCUAAGUUUAUUACAGAUUUGCUAGUAAUUUAUGAAGAGAGAUUAUUACAAUUUUGCACAAGAAAAAUUAUAAUUAAUUUUUAUUGCCUGUACUGUUUUGGGUCUUAUUUUUUAAGUGGGAUAAAGCUUUCUCUUUGUUCAUUUCUUGAGAACCUGCGAACAUCCUCGAGUGUGUUGAGAAUGUAAUUAAACAGGAUUCAAUAAGAA
Amblyraja radiata (thorny skate) is the source of this 2521-nucleotide messenger RNA. RefSeq names its product solute carrier family 27 member 4 (gene slc27a4). The coding region runs from base 3 to 2165 and encodes 720 amino acids. NCBI's taxonomy places the organism in Eukaryota, Metazoa, Chordata, Chondrichthyes, Rajiformes, Rajidae. Gene Ontology annotation, molecular function: long-chain fatty acid transmembrane transporter activity; oleoyl-CoA ligase activity. The record is from RefSeq and is a predicted model, not a curated record. The transcript is spliced from 13 exons. Gene Ontology annotation, cellular component: endoplasmic reticulum membrane; plasma membrane. Gene Ontology annotation, biological process: long-chain fatty acid import into cell; long-chain fatty acid metabolic process; medium-chain fatty acid transport.